Messenger RNA from Arabis nemorensis, 537 nucleotides. The record is from the annotation of a GenBank genome assembly. NCBI's taxonomy places the organism in Eukaryota, Viridiplantae, Streptophyta, Magnoliopsida, Brassicales, Brassicaceae.
AUGCAGCCAUUCGAUCAAGCCGGUAAUUUGACCUUGAUUUUGAAAGAAUAUCCUGAACCGGCUGCUAAGAGACUCAAGAUUUUCAAUGAAUUCAUUAUGGGUCCUAAAGGAUACCUCAUACGCAAAUACGAAACACACAGGUUGAUCGUUACGGGAUAUGACACUUGUCUUCCUAAGGACGUUGUCAGGACGGCCCUGGUUGAACAUUUCUCUUCAUGUGGAGAGAUCGUUCAACUUAGUGUUCUCGAAAAGACAUGUCUCGUUUUUAUUAGGGGACCAGACGCUGUAGAGAAGGCGAUGGAGCUUAAUAAUGGUGGAUGCAAAUGCCAUGUCCAAGGAUGUAAGAUCRUAGUUGACAAGGUUAUGAUUCGCRGCCCCGWSACWGAGCCCUAUAUUUCAUGGCCCUCCAGAUGGAAUMYUYCCCAAGAAGGACAGGACCCAGAGCCCUUUACAUGUCCAGUGCCCUUUAAAGGGGGCUUUCUCGAUCCCGGCUUUGCAAAUGGGUUCCUUCCCAAGAAGGACAGGACUAAGGCGUAG